This is a messenger RNA of Musa acuminata AAA Group (dessert banana), 3028 nucleotides long. Its product is annotated as glucomannan 4-beta-mannosyltransferase 1-like. The coding region runs from base 1113 to 2933 and encodes 606 amino acids. Gene Ontology annotation, cellular component: Golgi apparatus. The transcript is spliced from 12 exons. NCBI's taxonomy places the organism in Eukaryota, Viridiplantae, Streptophyta, Magnoliopsida, Zingiberales, Musaceae. Gene Ontology annotation, molecular function: mannan synthase activity. The record is from RefSeq and is a predicted model, not a curated record.
AAGUUUUUCGGAUUUUGAGCUCGUAAAUAAGAUUCUAAGAUCCCUUCCUAAGAGUUGGGAUCCUAAAGUCACUGCUAUUCAAGAGGCGAAAGAUCUAAACAACUUCCCUCUUGAAGAACUAAUCGGGUCAUUAAUGACCUACGUGAUGACUUGCAAAGCUCAUGAAGAGCAAGAAGACAUCCUUCCAAAGAACAAGAAGGAUAUGUCACUUAGAACUUCAGAAGACCACUUGAGAGAAAACUCAAGUGAUGAGGACUGUGACGAUGACUUGGCACUUCUAACAAGAAAAUUGAAAAAAUUUAUUAAAAGAAACAAGUUUAAGAAUGAAAUAAAAAAUAAAUUUGAACCCAAGAAGGACCAAGUUAUUUGCUAUGAGUGCAAAAAGCUGGGACACUACAAGAGUGAUUGUCCGCAAGUCAAAAAUAGAACAUCAAAGAAGAAGGCGCUCAAAGCAACGUGGGAUGACUCGAGCGCGUCCGAAGAAUAGGAGUCCAACACCGAGCAAGUUGCUCAUUACGCCUUAAUGGCCAUCGGGGAGGAGUGGAGGCAGAACAAUUCAGACUUUGAGCUGAGCCGGAAGCACUGCAUCAUAUGCGAGCCAUUCAUAGUAUCUACCACCGUAUGACAUAUGCACAUUAAAGCACACUCGUUUGGGAUCGGAGGUCAAAGAUUCACAGGAAGACGCUACCAGGAAAUGUGUCAGCUCUCUUUGUCACAGCCCUCCUGCCUUAGCUGUUCUCGACUCAACGUGGAGACUUGCACCGGUUCUGAACCAGCGAUGCAAAGGACAAGCAUGACAGCCGGACGCCGGCACCAAAUCCAUCCCACAUCGACAGGAAGACUCAUCGAUCCGAUUCAUCUGAAGCUCGAAUCAUCAGGACAGCGUCUUCGAUAAGCAUGUCGGUUAAGGUUGCAGAAAAACUAGCCAUUAGGCCAACUGUUUCGCCCCUUCUAAUCCUGCAUGCAAAGCGUGUGUCCUGUCAUAUUACCUUUCCUCUUCCUCCUCUCGCUCAUUAAGCAGCACCGCUCACUGUCCUCGCCCUAUAUAACUACUCCCGCCCUGCACCGCCCACUCCUCACCACGGUGGUAGAACGUCAAAGCUGCUGCUAUCAUGAGGAACCCCGUGCUGGUGGAAGGCGCCGGGGAUGGGGCGGCGGUGGGGGAGAGGCUAUUGGUGCUGUGGCGGCGGAUCAGGACGCCCAUGGUGGUGCCGCUGCUGUGGGCUCUCAUGUACGCGUGCGCCUUCAUGUCGGUGAUGCUGUUCGUGGAGAGGGUGUACAUGGCGAUCGUCAUCGUCCUCGUGAAGCUCCUCCGGAUCAAGCGGUACACCAAGUACAAGCUCGAUUCCAUGAGGCAGGAGAUGGAGGCGGAGUCGUCCCACCCCAUGGUGCUCGUCCAAAUACCCAUGUUCAACGAGAAAGAGGUUUACCGCUUAUCGAUCGGGGCAGCCUGCGCCAUGUCAUGGCCGUCUAACAAGAUGAUAGUUCAAGUUCUCGAUGACUCCACUGAUCCCGUCAUCAAGGAGAUGGUGGAAUACGAGUGCCAGUCGUGGGCGAGCAAGGGAGUCAACGUGGAGUACGAGUUCAGAAACAGCCGAAGCGGCUACAAGGCGGGCGCCCUUCGCGAAGGCCUCGAGAAGAGCUACGCCAAAGACUGCGACUUCGUUGCCAUCUUUGAUGCCGACUUCCAACCCGACCCCGACUACCUGUGGAGGACCAUCCCUUUCCUUCUCACUAACCCUGAGCUCGCUCUGGUGCAAGCUCGAUGGAAGUUCGGUGAGCCCGUCGAUGUGAAUGCUGACGAAUGCCUCCUGACCCGCCUCCAAGAGAUGUCUCUGGAUUACCACUUCAGCGUGGAGCAGGAAGUAGGGUCUUCCACGUACUCCUUCUUCGGGUUCAACGGCACUGCGGGGGUGUGGAGGAUGCAAGCCCUCGUCGACGCCGGAGGGUGGAAGGACCGGACCACCGUGGAAGACAUGGAUCUUGCAGUCAGGGCUUCCCUCAGAGGGUGGAAGUUCGUGUUCGUCGGCGACCUGGCAGUGAAGAACGAGCUACCCAGCACGUUCAAGGCGUACCGCUUUCAGCAGCACCGGUGGUCUUGUGGCCCGGCAAACUUGUUCCGGAAGAUGCUGAAAGAGAUCCUAUGCUGCAAGUUUCCUGCAGAGGGUGUCCGCUUGGAAGAAGUUCCAUGUCAUCUACGACUUCUUCUUCGUGAGGAAGAUUGUCGCCCACUUUGUGACCUUCUUCUUCUACUGCGUGAUCAUCCCGGCGUGCGUCCUGCUCCCGGACGUUCAUCUUCCCAAGUUCAUCGCCGUCUACAUCCCCUCCGCCACCACCGUCCUCAACGCCAUCUGCACGCCCAGGUCCUUCCACCUGAUCAUCUUCUGGAUCCUGUUCGAGAACGUCAUGGCGAUGCACCGAGCCAAGGCGACCAUAAUAGGGCUUCUGGAGGCGAACCGCGUCUACGAGUGGAUCGUCACCGCCAAGCUGGGGAACGCUUCCAGGAACAAGAACAGCUCCAGGUCGCACAGGAGAUCUCGAUGCCGCAUCGUGGAAAGAAUCCACCUGAUGGAGGUCCUCAUGGGACUCUUCCUCUUGUACUGCACCAUCUACGACAUCAUGUUCGGCCGCGACCUCUUCUACGUCUACUUGUUCGCCCAAUCCACGGCGUUCUUCGUCGUCGGCUUCGGUUACGUUGGCGUGUACGUUUCCAACUGAGGAGGAAAGGGGGAGACGGCCGAGGCCUUCAGAUUCAAUUUGCCGAACACCCCAAGUGCACAGAACUAACAUACUGCUCCCACUGCUCUCAUCUCCUGAGACACAGGAAAUCCAAUGUUGGAUGUAGGGUUUGUGACACGGUUAGUAGGGUCGUACCAUUGACCCCACUCUAUAUAUGUUUUAAGCUUUACUUAAAUGCAAGAAAGAUGCAGUAGCAAUACAAAAGAGUGUUGGAGUAAUAAUAAUAAUAAUAAUAACUCUGAUGUCAUUUUAAGAAGAAGAAAGAUAUCAUAUCAGUUGCUUAUGAUGA